Penaeus chinensis is the source of this 2438-nucleotide messenger RNA. Its product is annotated as protein pygopus-like. The transcript has 5 exons. The record is from RefSeq and is a predicted model, not a curated record. The coding region runs from base 487 to 1677 and encodes 396 amino acids. NCBI's taxonomy places the organism in Eukaryota, Metazoa, Arthropoda, Malacostraca, Decapoda, Penaeidae.
GUGUACUCCCGGCGUGUGUGUAGUUCCCCUCUCUCUCCCUCGCCUGUGCUGCCAUCUCUAAACAAUCGUGAAAAGACCCCCAAAAUUAACCAAAUAUAACCAAAAUAACUCUUUCUCUCUCUCUCUCUCUCUCACCUCUCUCUCUCUGUAAGUAACGAGAGGCUUUCGCAGCAGAUCCACAUCCACGUGCAUGUCUAUGGCUGAGACUGAGGCAUGACUAACUCACCCUCCUUCCUCAAAGAAGCCUUGAGACCUUGAGAAAAUAAUCGCCUCGAGCCAUUAAUUUCAUGAAAGACGUUUCUCAGACCAAAACACACAACCCGCCCUCGAGGAUUUUCUUGAAUUAAAGAUUAAGAGUUAGAUUAUUAAAAAAAAAAGGGAAAAGGAAAGGACAGGAGGACGUGGACGAGGACCUCCUUGUAGCGAGAGGAACUUUUUUGGACUCUUUUCUUUUGAAAGGUUUAAUUUUGUAAAGCAAGAACAAAAAUGCCCAAAAAGAAGUCAGCUGUUACAAACAGCAGCAGCCUGGCGGCCGAUUUCAAGACGGGGAGUGGGGGCUCCCCAGACUCCCCAAACAACCCCAAGAAGAAAAGACGGACGUCCAAUACACCGUCCUCAGCGCAGGGACCCCCCUCUACGCCUCCGAGCCAUGACUUGGUUCCUCCCCCCCUCACAGAACAACAGACCUUCAUAAAACCCUGCAGACGCAAGGAACGAAUACACCAACACUCGUCUGUGAUUUCAGGUUAUGGAGACACGAUUGUGGCCUCAAACCCCUUCGAUGACACUCCCUCGUCCGUCUCCUCCUCUUCUAGCAUGGGGCCUGGUCCUGGGCCAGGCCCAGGCCCUGGCCCAGGACCCAUGAACCAUGGUCCGAUGGGGCCCAUAGGCAUGCCUUACAUGGCUAAUAUGAAUAAUAUGAAUAACAUGAAUAAUAUGAAUAUGAAGAAUAUGGGGAUGGGAGGACCCAUGAAUGGGCCAAUGGGUCCUGGAGGCCCCAUGGGACCAGGGGGCCCCAUGAGUGGGCCAAUGGGACCUGGAGGACCUAUGAAUGGGCCUAUCAGUGGUCCCAUGGGCCCAGGAGGUCCCAUGAAUGGACCCAUGAACAGCCCCAUGAAUGGGCCCAUGAAUGGGCCCAUGAAUGGACCCAUGAAUGGACCCAUGAAUGGACCCAUGAAUGGACAUAUGUCAGGCCCCAUGAAUAUGAACAACAUGAAUGGCAUGAGCAUGAACAACUCCAUGUCAGGCCCUGGGAUGCCCAUGACAACCAUGAGCCAGAUGUCAAGCAUGGGGGCCAUGAACGGCCCCAUGCCUCCCAUGAGUGGCCCAGGGAUGAACAAUGGUCCAGGAAUGAAUAAUGGCCAAGGACCAAACAUGGGCCCCAAACCCAUGCCAGUCAGCUCAGGAAAGGUUUACCCGCCCGACCAGCCGAUGGUCUUCAAUCCCCAAAACCCCAAUGCUCCGCCGAUCUACCCUUGCGGGAUCUGCCACAAGGAGGUCCAUGACAACGAUCAGGCCAUCCUCUGUGAGUCUGGGUGCAACUUCUGGUUCCACAGGGUCUGCACAGGAUUGACAGAGGGUGCAUACCACCUGUUGACUGGUGAGGUGUAUGCCGAGUGGGUGUGUGACAAGUGCCUCAACUCGAAAAAUAUACCACUGGUCAAGUUCAAACCAUGAGGACGAGCAAUGGACAUGUAAAGGGAUCAGCUGGGGCGAGUUCUUCCAUAUUCCCCCACCACUGCUCAUGCGGAAGUUCAAGCGCAAGCAGUCAGCAGAGAGGCCUUUUCUUUUUCUUUUUCUUUUUUUUUUCUUUUUUUUUCUUUCUUUUCUUUUUUUCCUUUGUUAAGCAUUGCUGAGGAAAGUUCCAUGUCUUCCCAAGGCCCCUGUUGCCAAGCCUUGCCUUUGCUGAUUCCUUGACAUAGUCCAGCCUACCGAGUUCCUGUUUUAUAAAGAGACUCGUGUUAGGAUUACUUAAUCAUAGUUUUUGAUAAGCAGCUUCUUGAGGUAGGAGAUACCUUCAUGAUAUUUUUGAAGUUGUGGAGGCUUUUAGAGUAUCUGAAAUCUGCUGGUAAUGCAGAAAACUUUUUUUUUUUUUUUUAAGUGGAAAUGAGAAUUACUAAAACCACAUCCAUCCUUAAGCAAUUUGAUUUAGAGUGAUACAUUUAAGAGUUAGGCAUGAAUUUGAUAUGUGAAUUAUAUGUUAAGCAUACUAGACUCUCUCUUUUUACUUAGAGUUGUAUGUUGUUUCACUGAGAUCUGAUUGAGAGUAAAUCGAAAAGAAAUUGAUGCCAUUAUUGGUUAUUUGGUGUUUUGGAAUUAGAUAUAGAAUGUAAUGACACUCGAUUGCAAAUAGUAAACAUAAGUCAUUGUGGUUGUUUUAGUAACUGUUAUUACUGCUAUUACUCUUAUUUGCCAAUGUUAUUGAUUUCAUAUUUAUC